Sclerotinia trifoliorum is the source of this 1438-nucleotide messenger RNA. The record is from the annotation of a GenBank genome assembly. Lineage: Eukaryota; Fungi; Ascomycota; Leotiomycetes; Helotiales; Sclerotiniaceae.
UUAUCUAGUAGUCCAGAAGCUUGAGCUCCAAAUAUCCGUGAAGCUCAAAUUCACAACUCUCCCUCACUCACCACAAGCAUUGUACAUUUAACUAUAGCAGAUAUGAGUGGUGGCUGGUCUACCAGUAAGUGCUGCAUCUUCAAAUAUUUGCAUAAAAUAUGUACAGUACCAAAAAUACUAACAAUUCUAUGCAGUUGAAUCGGACGCAGUAAGAAAUACAUCCCACGAACUUCGAUUUGGAGAUAAACAAACGGCUAAUCUCUUCUCCGCAUAGGGUGUCUUUACAUUUCUUCUCGAUAAUCUAGGCGUCAAAGAUGUACAAUUUGAAGAGCUGAUUUCCCUAGACUCCGACUUUUUGCGCCAACUCUCCCCUGUCUACGGCGUCAUAUUCCUCUUCAAAUAUCCCGUCGGAGAAGCUCCCAACAAAGAUGGCACACCUAAAGAUGGCUCUUACGACUAUUCUGCUGCGGAAAAUCUUUUCUUCGCUGCGCAAACUAUACAAAAUGCAUGUGGAACCCAAGCUCUACUCUCGGUGCUUCUGAAUAAAGAUGGAGAGAUAGAUGUUGGGGUCCCGCUGCGCGAGUUCAAAGAAUUCACUGCUGGAUUUCCGGCAGAGUUUAGAGGAGAGGCGCUCAGUAAUAGCGAGUUGAUCAGAGAUGUUCAUAACAGUUUUGCCAAAUCAAGUCCGUUUGUUGAUGAGACGCAACGAUCCUCUAGGGAUGAAGACGGAGAUGUCUAUCAUUUCAUCGCAUAUACAUCUAUUAACGGUACACUGUAUGAGCUUGAUGGUCUGCAACCUGCACCUAUAUCUCAUGGAGCUUCUACUAUCGAGGAAUUUCCGGAGAAAGUCAUACCGGUAUUACAGAGAAGAAUCUCACGAUAUCCGGCAACUGAGAUACGGUUUAAUUUACUGGCGAUGGUGAGAGAUUUGAGAGUUAGGGCAAGGGAAAUGGGGGAUGUGGAGUUGUUGAUGAGGGAGGAACAGAAGAGAAAUGAGUGGCAGUUUGAGAAUGCCUUACGGAGACAUAAUUUUGUGGGGUUCGCUGGGGAAGUAUUGAAGGGUGUGAUAGGGGAUAAGUUGAAAGAGGGACCUAAGGCUUACGAGGAGUGGAUUGAAGAGGCGAAAAAGAAGACGAAGGCGAGAGCGGCCGAGCAGAAGAAAGGUGGAGGUGAGGAUCUCGAGAUGUCGGGCUGAGAGACAUCACUUGCCAUGGUUGGAAUUGAGCGAUCUCGCUCUAACGCCUUGAUUUUGAUGUUAAUGAGUGAUGGAAUAUACAUCACUCAAAAUGCCUGGGUGAUUGGAGUGAUAGCAAUGCAUAUAGAAAUGUUUUCUAGCGAAGUAUGCCAAUUGGUUCUACUUUAGCAUCAGUAAUCGCAGGAGUCGUCGGAGUUGAAGGGAAAUAUACCGAUGCAGUUUCUCAUGAUUCUCUCGUGCUCU